UGGACAAACGCAGAGCUAGCGAAUCAACGUCGACGAAGAGGAAAUUGCCGGUCGAUGGAUUUAAAGUUGACUGGUUCAGAAAAAGGCCGUCGCUUGCCCUCCAAGGCUCAUUUGCGAGCUCUGUUCGCCCCCUGCAAGAACUGGGCCAUGCAACCCAUGAACAUGGCGCUCAUGGCGUGGGCCUUCGUCGUCGUCGCGGGUCUCACCGUCGUCUUGCUCUUCAUGUCGGGGGGCAUGGACGGCGCCGUGCCGGAGAGGUCGGAGAGGACGCGGUGGACCGAGAUCACCAACCAGAUUCUCAACGCCCUCUUCACUAUCAUGUGCAUCUACCAGCACCCGAGGCUGUGCCACCACCUGGUACUCCUCUGCCGCUGGCUGCCGGACGACGCCGCCGAGGUGAGGAAGGUCUACUGCAAGAAGAACGCUAACGCCGGCGCUCGGCGGAGCGACGGGAGGGGUCACAUGGCGUUCGUCGUCGUGCUUCUCCACCUCACUUGCUUGUGUCAGUACGGCCAAUGCGGGCUCUACUGGGGAUAUUCCUCCGACGACCGGCCGACGUGGCUACAGAUCUUCUUGAUGGCGGUUGGAAUCUUGUCGCCGGCGGUGGCCAGCGCCUACGUCGCCUUCGGCCCCCUUGAAAGCAAACUCGAUGAGGAAUUUGAGAUUUCGUCAUCGAGGAGACACGAAAGAAAGGAGGCCGUGGGCCGGGAGUGGGCUGGCGGCCUCUUCGACUGCGGCGACGACCAUGUCGGCGCGUCGCUAUCGCUCUUCUGCACCUGCUGCGUGUUCGGGUGGAACAUGGAGCGGCUGGGACUCGGGAACAAGUACGUCCACGCCGCCGAGUUCGUGCUGCUCUGCUUCGCUCCCCUGCUUGUGUUUACUACGACGGCGAGCCGCAUCGACGACGGCGUCGUGAAAAUCCUGAUGAGAGUCGCCGGGGCGCUGCUCUGCUUCUGCGGGUUGCUCUACGGUGGGUUUUGGAGGACGAAAAUGAGGGAAAGGUUCGAUCUCAAGGGUGAUCCUUCGUGCUGCAGGUGUUCGCCGACGGCGGCCGACUACCUGCGGUGGCUGCUUUGCUGGCCGUGCGCGGUGGCGCAGGAGGUGCGGACGGGGAAUUUGUACGACGGCGUCGAAGAGAGCAGGGAAAGGGACUUGGAGGAGAGAUCGAGGUCGUUGGCGGCGCCGGCGAAUGGAGGUGCAGCAGGAAAUGGAAGAUAUGGUGACGUCACGAUCGACAACGACGAGGAGAAAGAUGAUUCUAAGGCGCCGCCAGUUCAGCAGUUGAUUCAGCAAGAAGGCGAUCUAAGAAAUUGA
This is a messenger RNA of Zingiber officinale, 1314 nucleotides long. RefSeq lists its product as uncharacterized. Lineage: Eukaryota; Viridiplantae; Streptophyta; Magnoliopsida; Zingiberales; Zingiberaceae. The record is from RefSeq and is a predicted model, not a curated record. The transcript has a single exon. Gene Ontology annotation, molecular function: cyclase activity. Bases 55 to 1314 code for a protein of 419 amino acids. Gene Ontology annotation, biological process: sesquiterpene biosynthetic process.